AUGCAUCAAUAAUAAUAAUAAUAGGAUGAAUAGAAAAGAUCUCUUGUUUAGGAGAAAAUGUAGAUGAAGUAAUAAGGAAUAGAUAAUGGAAAUAUGAGAAAAAUAAAUGACGAGGAUAUCUAGAAGAUUUAGGCUUAUGAAUAGAUGUAAAUAGAAAAUGCAAUGAAAAAUUCAACAUGGAGCACUUUAAUGUUAUUAAAAAGUAAAGAGAUUGUAAAAUCAAAGUAAAAAUAUUAGAUAUUUAUAUUUUAAGAUGGAGACCAAAAAAAAAAUAAAGAUUGUGGGAUUAAUAUAAAAUAGAUAAAAUUUUGAAGAAAUAUUCCAUCAUGAUAGAAGGUAAUGAUCCUCCACCUCCAAUAAAAUCAUUUUAAGAUUUAAGAGUAGAUGACAGAAUUUUAAAAAUUUUAAGCAAAAUGAAAAUUAAAAAACCUACUCCUAUUCAAAUGUAAGGAUUGCCUGCAGUGUAAUUUAUAUAAUAAUAAUUAAGUUUAAUGGGAAGAGACAUUAUAGGAGUAGCACCAAGUGGUUAAGGAAAGACUUUAGUAUUUUUAUUACCUGCAUUACUAUAAUGUAUAGAUGAGUAGAUGAAAAUGCCAAUAAUUAGAGGUGAAGGACCUUUUGCUUUGAUAUUACUUCCAUCACAUGAAUUGGCAAUCUUAACAUAUGAAUUAGCUAAACAAUAUUGCCACAAAUUUUAAAAGAAAGUAAAUGAUUUGUUAAUAUUAAUUUUUAGGGAUUUCCAGAAAUACAUUGUUUAUUAGGAAUAGGAGGUAUGGAUAUGUCAUCAUAAUUAUAAUCAAUAAAAAAUGGAGUUCAUAUUGUUAUUGGAACUCCUGGCAGAAUUAGUGACAUGGUUAAUAAAAAGAAAAUAAAUAUGGAUUUGUGUAGAUUUAUAGUUCUUGAUGAAGCUGAUAGAAUGUUAGAUUAAGUAUUUGAAUUGGAAAUCAGAAAUAUAUUAGAACAUUUUACAGUAUUAUUAAUUAAUUGAUACCUAAGUUUAGGGUCCUAGAUAAACUAUGUUAUUCAGUGCUACACUUCCAAAGAAAAUAUAAGAAUUUACAAAAUAAACAUUAGUUGAUCCAUUAGUGAUAAAUGUAGGUAGAAGUGGUUAAAUUAAUUUGAAUGUGAUAUAGGAAAUAUUAUAUGUUAAACAAGAAGAAAAAUUACAUUAUUUAUUAGAUAGUCUCAAAAAAACAACACCUCCUGUUGUCAUUUUUAGUGAGCAUUAAAAUGAUGUUGAUGAUAUUAAUGAAUAUCUUUUAAUUAAAGGAGUUGAAGUAGUUGGAUUACAUGGAGGAAAAUAAUAGGAAGAUAGAACUAAAGCAUUAAAAUAAUUUUUAAAUGGCUAGAAAGAUGUCUUAGUUGCAACUGAUGUAGCAGCUAAAGGUUUAGAUUUUCCAGAUAUUAAACAUGUUAUUAAUUAUGAUAUGCCAAAAGAUGUAUAAGAUUAAAUUAAUUUAGAUUGAAUCUUAUAUACAUAGAAUUGGAAGAACUGGAAGAUAAGGUAAAACUGGAAGAGCAACAACUUUUGUUAAUAGAUAAUAAGAAGAAUCUAUUUUAUUAGAUUUAAAGUAUUUACUUGUAGAAUCAAAAUAAAGUAUAUUAAUUUAUUUAAAUAAUAGAAAUCCCUUAAUUCUUAGAGAAAUUGAAAUCAGAUGAGGAUUUAAAUGGUUCAUGUGGUUAUUGUGAUGGUAUGGGUCAUAGAAUGGCUAAUUGUCCUAAACUAGAAAAGUAGAAGAUGAGAGUAUACAUUUGUAUAUAACUUUAUUUUAGAUUUUAACUAAUCCUAACAAAGAAAGUUGUCCAGAUUUUCUAAAAGGUUAAAAUUAUAGAGAAAGUUAAAGUGCAGAAAGAGAAAAUUAAAUGGGAUGA
Messenger RNA from Paramecium primaurelia, 1872 nucleotides. The record is from the annotation of a GenBank genome assembly. NCBI's taxonomy places the organism in Eukaryota, Ciliophora, Oligohymenophorea, Peniculida, Parameciidae.